Molecule: messenger RNA, 1659 nt
Organism: Adineta steineri
Lineage: Eukaryota; Metazoa; Rotifera; Eurotatoria; Adinetida; Adinetidae
Source: the annotation of a GenBank genome assembly
AUGAUUCUUGUUCGUCCGAUCGACUGGGAAACUUCAAACAUUUCCAGUCAAGAGUUUUACGAUGAUUAUUGUAAACUAGUCUCACAAUGGGUCUCAUUCUUACCAAUCAUAACUCGUGAAUCAUCUUCCAAGGCAUCAGCUCGUACAACAAUUAUAAGAUUCAUCGUUCAAGAUUUAUAUAAUUUCACGUUACAUCCUAGUGUAUUAAACUUUAUGACAACGAUUCCUAAUUUAAUACCUAUACUACUCAAAAUGACCGAUAUUCAACAGGAUGAAACACAGUUGAAUAUUUAUCGUUGUUUAGGAAAAAUUAUGGUGGAAGAAGAUAUCAAAACUAUGGCUCAUCCAGAUAAAAUUGCGAUAAUCUAUAUUAAGUUUCUUUCCAAUAGUAUCGAUGAUGUGAAGAAAAAAGGCCGAUUUCACAGUCUGUUAGAAAGUUUAACUAACUGGGUUCAACACGAUCAGUUGAAAGUUUAUCUGCUCGAUCAGAACAUCCUUCCUCUACUGAUUCGAUGCAUCAUGGAAACGAAAUUUGAUCCUAUUAAAGCACAAAAACCCGCUCUCGAGAUUCUUCUCGCUCUAUCAUUUAAAAAUGAUGCUUCAUCUUCUCUAAAACAGAAUCAACAGUUUAUGAAUUAUGUCCGCAAUCUAUCCAAGAAUACUAUUUCGACUGAAGCUAGUUUACAGCGUGCAGCUGAAGGUCUUCUUUGGAAAUUAGAAAAAGAGACAGAAGCAGUUGCUAAACCAACUUCGACCAACACACAUCAAUUCGACAUCAUGAUUAGCUAUUCACACAGUGAUAAACAAAUAUGUCACCGGAUUCAUGAACAACUAGUUAAAGAUGGAUUUCGUGUAUGGAUCGAUCGAGAACAUAUGCAUGGUGCUACCAUGAUAGCCAUGGCUGAAGCAAUUGAAAACUCGAAUAUUAUUCUCAUUUGUAUGUCUGAUGCAUACAAACAAAGUGUCUAUUGUCAAUCAGAAGCCCAUUAUGCUUUCGAACGUCGUCGUCGACUCAUUCCUUUGAUCAUGAAAUCUCACUAUAAACCUGAUGGAUGGCUCGGAAUUAUUGCCAGUGGUAAACUGUAUGUCGAUUUUAUAAAAUUGGAAUUUGAAUCCGCUUAUGAUCGAUUGAAAGUUGAAAUCAAUCAAUGUCAUCAACAGAAGACAAGUCUAUCAACAAUCAUUCCCAAAGAAAAAGAUCCACAGAAAAGUUCGGCAACAAUUGCUUCAUCAGUUGAACAAUAUUCGACGGUUAAACUACCACAUUGUAUCAAUCAAUGGACUAAUGAUCAUGUUAAAUCAUUUCUUGUUUCUAUUGGUCUCAAAGAUACGUUACUUAUGUUAUGUAUUCGAAUGGAUGGACAUCGUCUUAUUCAUCUGUACGAAAUGUGUAUGAUGAAUCGUGAAUCAAUGUUUCAGUCACUAAAGGCUGAACUAGUCGAGGGUCAUUAUAAAUUAUUACCCCAUGACGCUGGACAACGUGGCACAGCAGCUCAAAUUCGUCAAUAUGAUGAUCUUAAUAAUAGAACAAAGCUUAAUAGUGCCAAAAGAAAGAUGGUCAACGGAGUUAUUCAUAGUCCAGACUUAAAACAUACACCGAAACUCGACAAAUCAUUAAAUCAAUUGGCUGCAAAACAUCUCGAUGCAUUUCCUAAGUGA